AUGGGCUCUCAACCUCAAGCAGACAUCACCCUCUACACCAACCACGCGUGCCCUUGUAUGUAUAUCAAUCAUGUCACGUUCAUCAUAUUGUACUCCGCUGACCUUCCUCCCCCCGCAGUCGCGCACAGGGCCCACAUCACCCUCGCCGAACUUGGUCUCCCCGUCAAAGAGAACAUCAUUGAUCUCAGCGCCCCCCGAACCCCAGAGUACCUGGCGAUCAACCCGCGCGGCCUCGUCCCAACAAUCAUCUACAAUGGCGAGACCAUCACCGAGUCCGCCAUCGUAGCUCAAUUCCUCGCCGAUGCGCAUCCCAGCCAUCUCCUCCCCGCGUCGACGGACAAGAACGGUCCGCUGACCAGAGCGAGGAUCGCCUUCUUCGCUGAUGCGUACUCGAGCAAGGUCCAGGCGCAUAUCAGCAAGGCUACUUACACUGCUCAGACGGAGGACGAGGUCAAUCAGGCUGUGGAUGAUGCCGUUGCUGGUAUUGUGAAGGAGGUUGAGCCUCUUCUCAAGAAUGCGGCGCCUUAUUUCAACGGGAGUGAUAAGCUCACCUUUGCAGAGGUCCUUGUAGCUCCAUUCGUCAUUCGCCUGCUAUCAUCGUCCAAGCACGGCCUCCUACCAGCCAAUCUCCCCUCCCGCCUCGAGAAAGAGACCCCCAACUUCUACAAGUGGGCGCAAGUCAUCAGCAAGAACCCCAGCGUCCUGAAGAUCUACGACGAGGACGUGGUCAUCGAGUCAAGCAAGAGAGUGAAAGCCAAGUUUGCCAGCAAGGCCUAA
Fusarium musae is the source of this 777-nucleotide messenger RNA. RefSeq lists its product as uncharacterized. NCBI's taxonomy places the organism in Eukaryota, Fungi, Ascomycota, Sordariomycetes, Hypocreales, Nectriaceae. The transcript is spliced from 2 exons. Gene Ontology annotation, cellular component: cytoplasm. The record is from RefSeq and is a predicted model, not a curated record. The coding region runs from base 1 to 777 and encodes 258 amino acids.